Molecule: messenger RNA, 4002 nt
Organism: Synchiropus splendidus (mandarinfish)
Lineage: Eukaryota; Metazoa; Chordata; Actinopteri; Syngnathiformes; Callionymidae
Product: E3 ubiquitin-protein ligase RNF38-like
Exons: 13
Coding region: 213-2444 (743 amino acids)
Source: RefSeq, a predicted model, not a curated record
GGUCUGUCACAUUUCACGCUGACACCAGGCGAACAGUAGAGCUCACACACAUCCACACACACACGCGCACACACGCAGGAUCGCUGUUAUCGACGUAAUCUAACCAGGAAAGCGCUCCGAAGUUCACGUACGUGUGUGUCCGCACCGCGUGAGAGGAAAGGAGGAAAAGAAAGAGCUGAAAAGAGGAAACUGAGGAAAUCCCCCGAAAGGAAAUGCCAAUCGCAGCCACUGGACAGCCCACGACUCAGGAGCCCCGAGUUUGCCCCCGGCUGCCCUCCACCCCGGAGCCCGGUCCUAAAGGGGCUGAUUUAUUCGACGAGGCAGGGGCGGCCGAGUCGGCCGAGCGGACAGAGUACGGGGGCGCAGAGGGGGGCAGAGGACUCGGGGGUUAUAGUUACAGCCUCAGCGGCGCUAGGGGCUUUACCCAGCCCGGAUCCACCAACACCUCCCCGCCGCAGUCCCCGGCAGCGUCCUCCUCUUUUUACUUCCAUCCACUCCACGCCAGCCAAAUGGCCAUGGAGCCCCCCAGGACUCGAUCACGCUCUCGUUCUGGAUAUUUCCAGCAGUAUGGUGGGAGCAAUAGUAAUGGAUUAACAGCAAAUGGAGUCAUAGGAUCUAACAGUCAUCAUCACCACCAUCACCAGCAGCAGCAGCAGCAACUUCAUUCUCAGCAUCAGCCUGGUGGCCGCUUUCUCCUCGGAGCUCAGAAUAACCACCACCCGGAGAACCAGCAGCAAGCCCCAGGAAGUAACACUUCUCCUGGUUUUCAAAGGCUGCCCUCAGUCCCUGGAGCUCACCGCAUCCCAGCUGCAGGAGCCUCUGGCGGGUUGUACCACUGCCAUCCGGAACACGCGUACGGAGACGAGAGUGAUAAGAGUGAGGAAAGCCCCAGUCCGAAGCGCCAGAGGCUCUCCAGCCAGUCCGUGCUGGAGCAGAUAACCUCAUCAGCCCCCCCUCCAUCCACCCCUUCUCCCCCUAUCCGGCCAUGGGAGUCAGGACCUCCAAGUCGAAGGCAGCUGCACCCCCACGCACAGUAUCACCAGGAGAGAUGCCUCACUCCGGCCCGGCACAGACGGAGCCCUCCCGCGAGGCGUCAGCGAGGCCGCCUCUCCCGUCCCUCCCGAAACAUUCCACCGCAGCACCAUGUCUCCAGCCACGGGACGGCACCACGACCCUCACCCACAGAACUCCAGGAUGAGAACGUCCAUCAAAACCCUCACCCUGCCACGCACCAGGCCUACCCAAUACCCACCGCCUACGGCCAGCCCUUAAGUCACGGGGCCACCGGUCCAGAGGAGCCCCGAGCUUUCCACCCGCCGGCCUUGUCCCCGCGACUGCUGCACCCAGCUGCUCAUCACCAUCACCAGCAUCUUCCUCCUCCUCCUCCUCAUCAUCACCAACAACAACAGCAGCAGCAGCAACAUCAUCAGGCAACGGCACAGCAGCAGGGAGCCAUUGUUAUGGACCUGCACGAUCAGCUCCAGCAGACCACUGUGCCAGUCUCCUACCCUCAUGGCCUCACAGCACCCUUGUGUAGCAGUCAGCACCUCCCCCCAAACUGCUCGUCCCAGCACGUACCCCCCUGCAGUGUGGUGUUCAGCACAGGACAACACUACCACCCGAUGCUCCAAGCAUGUUCCAUGCAGCACUUGCCGGUGCCGUACGCCUUCCCCUCUUUGUUGUCCAGUGAGCCCCAGUUCCUCCUGCCCCCUCCCCCUCACAUCGCUCAUCAUCCACCCCACCUCCCCGCACACGGACAGUUCCUUCCCUUCCAGACGCAACAGCCCAGAUCGCCGUUACAGAGGAUAGAGAACGAGGUGGAGCUUCUCGGGGAGCAGCUCUCGGUGGGCGGAGGCUUUGGCUACAGCCACCACCAUCAACAUCACCAGCCUCCGUCCACGCUGCCGCCUUCAAAUCCACUCCAGUUCCUGUCCCACCACGACCCGCUGUCUCAGGAGCUCUUCACCGUGCCGUACCCACACUUCAUGCCUCGGCGGUUCACCAGCCGGCGCUACAGAUCCCAACAGGCUGUGCCCCCCUCGCCGUAUCACCCCAGCUUCCUGCCUUACUUCCUCAGGUCCAUGCUCCCCGUCCCGAAUGUGACCCCAACCAUCAGCCUGGAGCUGGAUGUGGACGAUGGGGAAGUGGAGAACUAUGAGGCUCUUCUGAACUUGGCCGAGCGCCUGGGAGAAGCCAAGCCUCGCGGCCUCACCAAAGCAGACAUAGAGCAGCUCCCGUCGUACAGGUUCAACCCCAACAACCACCAGUCAGAGCAGACCAUGUGUGUAGUGUGCAUGUGUGACUUCGAGUCUCGCCAGCUCCUCCGAGUGUUGCCCUGCAGUCACGAGUUCCACGCCAAGUGUGUCGACAAGUGGCUGAAGUCCAACCGCACGUGUCCCAUCUGUCGAGCCGAUGCUUCCGAGGUCCAGCGGGAUUCCGAGUGACUGGCGGCCGCCUCUCCCCUCCUGCCACCUUCGUGGACGCACCAACCAAACGCAGAACCUCUCUCAGUCUGGCGCACACCGACACACCAUCGGGACCAGGACUUUUUCUUUUUCAGUGCCGCUCUCACAGGGCUGGACAGAGCCGGGACCUUUUGUUACUCCUUAUAUACAGACGACCUUGGGGUCGCUUCUGGGGCACUUUUACACGCAACACGUUUUCUUCAUAUCCUCGACAAUUGUAAGCAGCGAAGCGAACUUGCAUGUUUCAUCGUCAUCUCCGCACUCGAUCUACUUUAGUCUGACUCGCCCUAUCAACACAAGUCAAUCUGAUACAACAACAAAUCCUUAGUGUCGUCACUUCAAUCCUUUCUGUUUCACUGGUUUGGUUUUGGUCAUAAUUGAAUGAGUCGUAUGUCUGACUUAGUGUUUAUAGUUCGCCGUCAUGUGUGAGUCUUUACAGCUCUUAGGAGCGACUCCCGUUUGAGUCGGUGCCAAAUUUUCUUGCUACUUUUACCUGAUUAAUGAAAAUGAAUGUGCAGGGAUGAAACCGGAGCUUCACUUGUGCGUUCCUCCUUCAGCAGCCUCCAGAGAGUCUGCGAGCCCUUUCACACCAACACGGUUUUAGUUCCGAACCAGUUCUUUUCUCUGUCUGAACUCGCCGGUUUGUUCAAAAUUCCGUUCUGGAACCGGAGAGGAACGGCUCACUGCGAGGUCGGCGGAUCACUUCACUACCACGGAAGUCAGCUGCAAUGUCUUACAUGAAAAAAUGCCUUGUCAUUCCUCCCUAAUAAUCAUGGUUUUCUGAAAUAUCUUCGUCAGGAUAAUCAUCUGUUUGAAAUUGAUUUGGGUAAAAUCACCCAUUUAGAGGGAAGUUAUGUUUUUCGUUGGGCAGUUUUCUGUUGCUUGGUACACUAGCAAUUACCUCAGUCCCACUAUUUAUAUUUUAUCUCCUUUUAAAAAGUUACCUUGUUCAUCCUGCUUUUAUUUUCAGUGCGAUGUAAUAUAUCUGUAACCAAAAUGAUCUGAAGGCUUGUGAUGAUGGAGUUUUUAAAAGACAUUUGUACAUUUUGUAUGAGAGUUAUUACUAGUGAAACUUUUAUUAAGUAGUGCAAUGUUUUUUUUUAAAUCCCUUAUCCUGUCUUUUGGAUUACAAGAGCUGGUUCGAUAAUAAAUGUAUAAAGUCUUCAGAAGUGAGUCUUUUUUUUUUUUUUUUCUCAAGUGUUUAAGCGUUUAAACAUGUUUAUCUUUGAAGGCAGUGAAGCUCUGUUAGUGACGUGUCGGUGAGGCUUCAUGAUACAGUGUCGGCGUUUUCUAAGCCUACUAGAUGGCUCCCUGUUCUGUCGAGCUUCAAGACUCUGAAACGUCAUCAAAUCCAUUUGUAUUCAACUAUUGCUCACUAUAUUUAUGAUCUGGUAAAAUAGUACGUCAUGUUUCAUGAAUGUUCAGUGGUAAAGAGAUCAAAGUUUCAUAUGAUACUACAAAGAAAAUACAAAGCUCAAAAACACCAAUGAAUCUCACAUAUGCCUAUAUAUUUGUGACUCUCAAAAAAUAUUCUGGC